Porites evermanni is the source of this 6649-nucleotide messenger RNA. NCBI's taxonomy places the organism in Eukaryota, Metazoa, Cnidaria, Anthozoa, Scleractinia, Poritidae. The record is from the annotation of a GenBank genome assembly.
AUGUUUCGAUUGAUCUUCGUGCUGGCUUUGACCAUUUUCUUGGUCGGUUCGUUCGGAACGUCGGAAAGGAAAUCUUCUAAAAAUGUAAGCCGAGGGUACUUUAUUUUCGAAAACCUGGCCGGUACUCUUGUCGCCGUAUAUUCCCUUCACCGUAUUAUCUGUAGUCUGGAACUGAAAGUUGUCUAAUUUUUAGCAACGUUGCCUUAAAUCUUCUUUCUUUUAUUCAAUGAUUAUAAUCAAACAGGCGAACGAAUCUGCCGGAAGCCAAAACAACUGUAAAACUGUUCCACUGCUUGGAUGCGGAAGAGAUGGUAAGUUCUCCAGUGUUAUGAAUCGUUACUAACUCAAAUGUAACGUUUAGUAGCCACUUCGUAGUCUUCUUAGAGCCAGAAAAGAUUGAAAAAAUGGAAUGAAUGGUGAUCUAGUUUGAGGUGGAAAUUGUAUUUACAUUUAUCGACGUGCCAAUUCCUUCAGGCCGAACAUUAAUCCGCGACUUAAAUGCAAAGUAAAAACUGCAAAAGAGAAGUUACAAUCAAAGACAUCGCACUAUUGUUUGGGUUCAGAUAUCUAAAAGUUGCCCUUAGAUUCGUGUUUAUGAUAACACUGAAGGAAAAAAGAUACUGCAUUGUUCAAUUUUCGUGGAGUGCAAAACUGACUUGGGAAGAAAUAAAACUACUAUUGAACAGCGAGUUACAAAUUCCUGCACAAUAGUAAUAAAAAUAUGAAAAUUUGUUUUUUGCAGAAGUACAUACAAUUAUGUGGUUUCUUGUAGUGUCAUAACUGAAACCUCUAAAGAAUAUUCUGAAGUUUUUGUUGAAUGAUCUGCCCAUAAAAGCUUCAUUUUAUACGCGGGAUAGCUUAAGUGCUAAAUAAAAGCAGUGAUGUAAAUAAAUAUAAACAUCAAAACCAAGUGAUACCAAACGACCCAAAUUGUCAUGUGUGGAUUAAUGCCUUUCCUCCGUUUAAAUGCAUUCUUCAGGAAGAGAUGGCCGUGACGGACGUGAUGGAACUGUGGGAGCAAAGGCGAGUUAAUGUUCUCUGUACUGAAUUAUACACACCUAGAUCAUAUUAUCACUGUGUUAUGGCAAGAUUUUUUGUCAAUCUAACUUUUAAAUCUUAGGAAGAGAUCCUAUAGUGUACUAGCAAUUCAAAUCUCUGAUGAUUCCUCUUUCAUUUGGCAAUUGCAAACGUUUUAUAAAAUAGUAUUUAUCUCUUAAGAUUUCGCAAAGAUACAUUUGUAUUUUUUUGUCGUUUUCCCUUGGCCACUAUUAGGCUACCAUUAGGAGUGGAAUUUUUAAGGUCUGUUAAGCAAAACACGGCCGAGACAGCCAGCAUAUAAAAAAACGUCUGUGUAAAUGUGCGCUUUCGUACUUGUAGCUUGUUUCAACUCGCGUAAUCAUUAAAACGUGGGAAUCUAAGAAAAGAGACAUCAAGACUGAUAAGAUUCUUCAUAAUGUAUUUUUCCCUAAAUAAAACGUUGCAUUGGAUAAUUUCACGUUGAGUUGUGUUCGACGAAAAAUUAAUUGUGAUUCACGUGUUCAAGAUAUAUAGUCGACUCCCGCUAACUCGAACCUUCAAGGGAUUUCGAAAAAAGUUCGAGUUAACGGGAGUUCGAGUUAUCGGGAGCUCGAAGAAAAUAGCCGAGAGUAAGGUAAAAAACAGUUUUUACUGCACAGUGAACAUUUUAAUCACAUUUAAUUGUAGAAAUGUCAAGUGAAAAUUAAAAGAUACUUCUUGGUUAUAAAUCAGAACGUAACGUAGCAAAACAUAGCCUAAAUAGAGCAUGCGUUUUACUGUUUUGAGAAGUAAAGCUGCUUCAGUUUAGCCUGUGACAAUCAACAUCAGCCUCAGUUAGUAAACUACACUCCUACAACACGUUAAAAGGAAAUCCAAAAUUCAAUAUUUCGGACGCCAGUACACGGCUUAUUUCCCGACUUUUUAAGGGCUCAAAACAUGGUUCGAGUUAUUGAGGGUAAAAUUAUAUAGAAAAUGACCUGAGGGAAAACGAAAAUUGGUUCGACUUAGCGGGAGUUCGAGUUAUCGAGGGUUCGAUUUACCGAGGGUAAAAUUACAGUAAAUGUAUGACGGAAAUCCAGGGGAAAUCGAUUUUGGUUCGAGUCAGCGAGAGGUUCGAGUUAGUGAGGGUUCGAGUUAUCGGGAGUAGACUGUACAUCCAUUCCGGUCGAUCCAUUCCAUUAGUAGAGCAUUUGCGCGGAAAAGGAGAAAAAGAAUUCUUAAUCGCCUGUUUACGUCAUCGAUUUAACACAACGUUACGUGUCUCAUCAUCAUAUGACACUGAAUGGUUUGACUAUAAUGAAGUUGUAUGUUCAACAGAAUUGAUAGAAUGGGAUCGCACAUAUUCAACACCACCGCCUCAUUGGAAAUAAAAAGGAUUAAAAAGGAGAACUGAACAUAAACACACUACUCAGUUAACUUUGUAGCGAUGGGGAAUAUAAAGCAAAAAAUAGUAAUUUUAAAAAAAAAAUUUCAGAGACAUGUCAGUCUGCUAUAACAUAAGUGACAUGCAAAAACGUAGUAACUUUGAAGCACUUUCUAAAAUGACAAGAAAAAAUCAAGGAGUCGUUCUUGCACUGAGCUCCUCAAUUGACCAAAGAAAUAACCUAGAAAUAUUAGGUUAGAGCUCUCGGAAGCUAGCGGCACAAGCCAAACAAUUUUACUCCAUUGCACCCCCCAUCCUUCCCGCCUUUAACUUGUGUAAAAAGAAUCAUAUCUAAUCUAUGUCACUUAACUGAUCAGUUUGGCACCAAACCUCUCAGAAAAAAGUCGGAAAUCCCUGCCGCUUGGUUAUUUUGGUCGGAUCUCUGGGAAAUAAUGGCAGUUCAACAUUUCCCUCAAGAAACUUGACCAAACAGAAUCAAACACGUUGUUUGCUGAUCCGAUCCCUGGUUGUUUUGUUAUUCUUAUCGAAUUUUAAUUUAGAGCUUAACCAAGAAUGUCUUGAGUCUCAUGUGAAGCAGUAAUUAGCGAAAUAUCGUGAUUUUUUACGUCUUUUAUAUCAGUUACUUACGUCUAUCUACAGCUAAUUCGACAAUUAAUUCAGCACUUUUUAUCAGCCUUACAAAUCGUUUUAUUUCAGUUGCUCAACCUCCAAAGCUAUUUUUUGGCCCUAAUGACUGUUUCCCUUGUCUCGAUUCGCAUUCCUCUGCCAGCAGCUUCUGCCCGUUAUUUGCGCUGUGUGUUUUUCGAACGCACCCUCAAUACUUGUAGCUAGAAUCCUAAGUGAUUUUCCUAAGCCACAAUAUUUAUUUUGCCGUUUUAUCUUGAGAUUUGGGACUGAUGUUUUCUUUUCCAGGGAGAAAAAGGAGAGGCAGGGAUACCGGGACAAAAUGGAAAGGCUGGUGAUAACGUAUUAGUUUAAAAAUGUACCGCUUUUUAAAAACCUUUAAAUUUCUUCUGGAAAGUCAAUAAGCUAAGUAAAAUUUUGCUUUGUUAUCGAAAACCUAACUGACUGUGCAACUAAAUGCAUGAUUACAAACUAAGUCUGCAAUACGUCAUCCAAACAAGCAAAGCACCGGUUUGACAUUAAUUAUUGAGCAGUCUAUUAUCGUGGGAAAUCCAACAAAAAGAAGCAUUGCGCGUAUGAACGAAGGAUAACGAAGUGAUGUUUUCACAUUAGCAAACAAUUCAAAGAUAUUUUUUGCUUAAGGCUGCUGAUCUUUACUCCCAAAGUGUAUCUCCAUAUUUUUAAAUUUACGAUAGCAACAUAACGUUUGACUUAUUUAUUGAACGCCAAGUGGAUUUGAAGAGUUGUUAUUUUCAAGUUGUGACUAGUGUGACGGAGCCUAAAGAUGUAUAAGAUGUAGCUUUGACCAGUGUAUCUGUAUCAAGUCAGGAUUGACUGGGAUAUUGUUUUCCAUUCACGGAAAUUCAAUAUAACAAUUUUAAAUAUGAAGUUAUUCGAACUUUUUUACAACCCAGCUUACCAUUGCAUCAAUUAAAAAAAAUUGCUAUAAUUUCAGAUCAUGUUCAAUGGCUUGGACUGGAAUCAUUUUAUCCUGUAAAGAAAUCCAAACUGUAGGAUAAUUUUUGAUUUGUACUAAUGCGGAUGCCCCAUGUUGGGGUUUUCCAUGUCCCAAAUUAUAUCUUUUAAAAAAAAGGGUGAGAAAGGAUCGCAUGGUGAUAAAGGAUCCCAAGGAAAGGAUGGACCACAAGGACAAAAGGGCAAACAGGGACCAAGGGGAAUGCCGGGAACAUGUGAUACUAAGGUAUUCGCCUCAAGAUAUUUGGGCUUUUUUUGACAGGGGGUGAAAAAGGAUCUCGUGGUGUCAAUGGAAUUACUGCGUUAAAAGAUUACAAGAUUUACACUCUUUAUUAUCCUUUGUAAUAGUAAACCUUCUUACAAUAAGCCAAAUUGAUUUAAUUACCAUUCCUUUAGGCAAUAGUAGAAUUUGAAUUUUAAAAUAUGAUAAAAUGAAGCAUGCCAGAUCAUCAUUACUGUCAUUUUCAACGGCUGUAUUCCUGCCCUUAACUCCUUUUCCAUGGAAAAACGCGUUUUGGAAAUAUUCGGUGUUUAUUAAAUGUACUUUAGAAAAUGACUGAACUAUGUCAGGUACCGACACUUGCAUUGGUAACACUUGGGGUCUGAUUUUGGGAGAUGCUAUUUAAAAAAAACAAUGACUGUAUAGAGAGUGUUUCAUAAAUAACUACAUCAGCAGAUUGUUAGUUUUGUAAUUAAAUUGUAUUUUGUUGUCAUUAUUUUGUGUUUUAGAGCCUAUCUUCUAGCAAAUCAAAGUGCUGUUUAACCGGUAAGAACAUUUUAUCAUUUAUACCGUCGUCUAUGAUAUACAUUGAUUCAUUGGAAUUCGAAAAGUUUCCGAAUUUUAACUUUAUAAAAACGUGACUUCUCUACAGUGAAAUUCAAGAGUAGAGCACAUAUUAACUAACCUUCCUUUGUUGUUUUUUUUUUCUGUCGUGAGGUAUUUUGACUUAUCCUUAAAGUUGCAUUUUUGUUUCAUUGUGUGGGUCAGGGUUAGUCAGGAUUAUGUUCACUUGGUGUUUUCCUGUUUUAAUCUUAUGUUUUUACUCGUACUUGAAAUUAUGCUUGGUCUUCAAAUUCACUUAAUUCCAUUUCUGAAAUAUUUUUGACUUGGCUUUGUCAGAAGCGAGUUUUAUACUGAAAGUCGUGUUUGUGAGUUCAGAGCUGACUUAGGGUAUUAAUUCUUGUUGAAUUAGUUCCUGUUUGGGUUCGUUAACCAAGGUUGUUAGUUUUUCAUUGGGUCGCAGCUUCUUGCCAAUCGCUGCCGUUUAGGCCCAGAGAUAGCAAACAUUACCCACACUGAGUUUGCCAGCCUUCUUUUAUUCUCACGGUCAGCAAACCCAAACAUCACCAGGUCCAGCUCCACUAUUUGGAUUGUUAGUAGUAGGAGUGGCAGUAGGAGUAGGAGUUAUAAGUCAGAUUAGUAGGAACCAGCUGUUAGCUGUAGAAGCUAAAGAAGAAUAAACAAGUGAGAAGAGGUAUAAGGAGAUUUCGUGUCCCUUCUCGCUUAUUUUAGCUGUUUUGUUCUCGCCAUUUCUUAAUAACAAAGAUUUUAACAUUUUUUUUCUUGUGGAAGAUUGCUCUAUUGGAUUCCACGUCUUUGAGAAAGUUCAAGAUCUACCAACCCGAGGAGCAGUAGAUGUGGAACAUUUCACCAUUGAUGGAAGCUUGUUUCUUGCUUUUGCCAACCAUCGUGGGGACAUUAAAAAAUACAAGACAAGUUCCAUGAUCUACAAGAUGGACAACUCUACUGGAAGAUUGUCUUUGUACCAGACCCUGCAGACAAGAGGAGCUAUUGACCUGGAGUACUUUUCCAUCGCAAACAAACAUUUUCUUGCUGUCGCUAAUCGUUACGAUGGAACGCACCGGCUGGAUUCUACAGUCUAUCAAUGGAAUGGAAAGCUGUUUGUCGACUUUCAGAAAUUGUCAACAAAAGGAGCAAGUCACUUCACCUAUUUCAAGAUACUUGGGGAAAGGUAUCUCGCAGUAGCCAACCACUAUGACGGAAGUAACCACUCUACAAAAUCAGUUAUCUACAAAUGGAGCAGCGGCAAGUUUAACAGAUUUCAAGACAUAUCAACUGACGGUGCGUCCGGAUGCACAGCGUUUGUGAUAAACGGUGACACAUUCAUCGCUUUUGCAAAUCAUUACAACUCCCAAUACAAGUAUUCUGUUCAGUCCACUGUGUUCAAGUGGUCAGGAGAUCACUUUGUUAAACUGCAGUCUCUUCAGACUUAUGGAACAUUUCAUGUCAUGUCUUUUAACAUUAACACUCACACAUUCCUUGUCUUUGCCAACCGCUACUCUGGAAGUAAACACAACAUCGACUCCUUCGUUUACAAGUGGAAUGGCAACAAGUUCGUCUUGUUCCAGUCCUUACCUACUCAUGGGGCUGUCGCUUGGCACCCAUUUGUGAUCAGCGGUCAAACGUACCUAGGUGUGUCUAAUUACUAUGAUGACAGUAAGAAACACAACACUCAGUCAGUUUUGUACCAGGCUUCUGGAGCGCGGUUCAUCAAGUACCAAGAGAUUUCAACAGAUGGAGGGCAUGGUAUGACGUCAUUUGAGCACAAAGGUCAUACUUACCUUGCAGUGGUAAACCAUUACAACAAGAAAUUUAACCUGAACAGCGCCCUGUACAAGUGGGUGUAG